AUGAAGUCACCGACACGGAUCACCUCGGCCGUGACGUUUGCCGCUUUCUUGGUUGCCCUCCUUGUGGGCUCCAACGAUGGUUUCAAUCUGUCCCCACUGCCGAACUACGUGUUCCGGGAGCCGACCCUGCCGAUUUACAUGGAGAAAGUGCGCAGCUCGUACUUUGGAUUUUCGCUCAACCUACGACCUGGAGGAGUGAUCAUCGGCGCUCCACGGGCCCAAUCGGAUCUGGCCGCGCAGCGAAAGGUAAACGAAACCGGUGCCAUCUACCGGUGCCGGUUCGACGAUGGCGUAUGCGCCCCGUACUACUUCGACAAACUGGGCAACACCUUCGCGGAGCAGUCGGACUUUGCGUACAACUCGGAGAAGAAGGACUUCCAGAUGCUGGGCGCCAGCAUGGACGGGCACGGUACGGAUGGCGAUCGGUUCGUGGUGUGCGCCCCGAAGGCGAUCAGCGAGCUGGUAGACUACUACCUGCUCCAUGGUAUCUGCUACAUUACCGAUGGCACCGAACCGAUCUACAGCGAGCCCAAGGAUGUGCGCAAGAUCAUCCCGCUGCGCGCCAAGGACAAGCAGCUGUACAAGCUGGGGUCCGUGCAGUUCUACAAUUACAUGUACGGCGAGCAGGGUGUCAGCGUGCACGUGACGGACGACGGCGAGGAGGUGCUGAUCGGGGCACCGGGGGUUUUCAACUGGCGCGGCACGGUGGUGCGAUACAAGAAACGAGUGAGCGAUGACAUGGGAGGCCUCAGUCGACGGGAUGCGGUCGAGGGGGGCCACCAUUCGAACCGCCAUCGGCGGCAGAUCGUGCAGUACGUGAGUGACGUGCCGAACCCGUUCUUUAGCACGCUGCAGGAUGAUUCGUACUUUGGGUACGCGGUCAGUUCGGCCCGCUUCCUGGGUGACGCUGAGAAGACACUGUACGUGGCCAGUGCACCGCAAUCGGCCGGGCAGGUCGGUGAAGUGUUCAUCUUCGAUCUGAUCAACACGGAGGCUUUUGUCGAGACGCAGACUAAGGUGUACUAUACGUUCCCUGGCCAGCAACAGGGCGAGUACUUUGGUUACACGCUACUGACGGAGGACUUCAACGCCGAUGGGUUACCGGAUCUGGCCAUCGCCGCACCCAUGCAUAGCCGCAACGGGGACUAUGAUAAUGGCGUCGUGUAUGUGUUCUUGAACGAGGGUCAGCUAAACUUUCAGCUGCAGACCAAACUUUCCUCUGGAUACGACCUAGCCGGACGAUUCGGAACGGCCUUGGCGAAGAUUGGCGAUAUCAACCGGGAUGGAUACAAUGACAUUGCCAUUGGUGCACCGUUUGAGGAGAAUGGCGCCGUGUACAUAUUCCUGGGUUCCGCCGAUGGGCUACAGUCGAAACCGAGCCAACGUUUGACGCCUCCAGCGAACGAACUCCUCACACCCCAGCCCAUGUUCGGGCAUGCUAUUUCCCGUGGAAGCGAUAUUGACGCGAAUGGUUACAACGAUCUGGCGAUCGGUUCUCCAAACGACGAGAAAGUUUAUGUCUACCGCACGUACCCGGUGGUACGCAUCGCGACGGAAGUGUCCUCCACCAAGCGUGAACUAACCCUCGAGGACACGUCGUUCGAGCUGGCCAUCUGCCUGGAGGCACUCUUUCCUGCCGGCACUCCGUUCGACGUGCAGCUGCGGUAUAGUCUGAGUGUUGACGCACAGGUUGGACGCGUGACGCUGCCGGGAGGAGUAGGAGGACAUCGCAAUGAUACCGUCACCGUGACCAGCACCAACGAAUGUCAGCGUAUCGAGGCACGUCUGAAGGCGACCGCCGCUAGCAUCUAUAAGCCGGUGGUAGUGGAGCUUGUGUACGAGCUCGUGUCCCAACCGUACUCGGGAGAUUCUGGUGGGCUUGGUGAGUUCAACUCGCACAGUGCCCUACUCGAUCCGACCGUGCCGAAUCGCGUGUUCCAGAAGAUCUCCUUCAAGACCGGCUGUCUAGGUGAGGUGUGUGUGUCUGACCUACGGUUAACUUCCCGUUGGUUGGACAUUACGCCGGUGUACGUUCUUGGCAGCACCAAGAAGGCAUCGAUCGAGUUCGAAGUGUACAACGGCGGUGAGAAUGCGUACCUGCCGCAGCUGAAUGUCACUCUUACACCGGCCCGCCUCAAACUGGCGAGGCUGACUUCCGAGUGUCGCCAGACGGAAACGAACGACUUUGUGAACGUUCUGUGCGAGCUGAACAACGGAUUGCCUCUGAGAGCGUCCCAUACUGCCAAGUAUACGCUUAUCCUGGAUAUGACGAGACUCGAGGGGACAAGUGCGGAGAUCCGAGCCGAGGCACUCAGUUCCAGCGAGGAGUCGGCACAGGACGAUAACUUCCUCGAGGAAACGCUAACCCUGCAGGAGUUUAGUGAUAUCGAGAUUAUAGGAAAAACUUCCGUAUCCGAGUUGUACCUAGAACAGCAGUCCGGAAUACAGAACAUCUCUUACGAGAUCCAAGUUCACAGUAACGGUCCGAGCAUGUUCCGGAAUCUGACCUUCACACUGGAUGUUCCACUGAUUUACCACAAACCAAGCUCGGGAAAAUCUUACAAAAUCAUCAACUUCAACGAAAUCAUCGUGCAGGGUUUAUAUAGCUACAAAACGCUCGAGUAUGAAUGGACGCAGAACGACGUCACGCUGUUGCCCAACCCGAUCGAGCACGGUUCCGUCCAUCCUGGACCGGUCGACGUCGAUGCACUCCAUCGGCAGCCGAGUGACUUCGAUCUUCUCUCCACCGGGGGCAGUAUGGAUCACGACUCAAUGAGUCUUCGCCGUCGAAGGCGUCAGGCGUCCUCCGACUUCAACCGAUACCUUGGUCAGGUUGAGGAGCAUUCGCGUGUUCGCCGUAGCCUGGCGCCGAUGAACAGUGCCAUCCUUCAGGGACUCCCUGGCAACCGGACGCUGUUCUUCAGCUGUGCCGAGGACGACUCGAUCGCCAUCGAGUGUGCCCGGCUAACGGUGCUCGUCGAUAUCUUCCGACCGACCAACGUGCCGAUCAGCAUCACCAUCAACUUCCCACUCGAUCUCGAUGCGAUCAACGAGGCCUUCCUCGAGCGGGAAGACAUCUUCGUCCUGGUAAUGGCGGCCGACGUGCAGAAAAAGGACGACCCAUCCGGCACCACGUUCCAACUGACCCGCUCCAAUCCGUUCACCGUCGUCUACCGAUACUCCACCUCCAGUACACCGAUCUGGGUGUACAUCGUGUCCGCACUCGGUGGCCUACUGCUGCUCGGCUCGAUCACGUACGGUCUCUAUCGGGCCGGGUUCUUCAAACGGGCCACCAAGGAGGAGAUGGAGAAGCAAUAUCGUGAGAGCACUCGUUUGAACGAACCGGAACCUACGUCGCAAACGCCAUCGGAGCCAACCGCGGAGCUGCGUUCAAACUGAGCCCCAUUCUGCAAAC
Anopheles coustani is the source of this 3415-nucleotide messenger RNA. Its product is annotated as integrin alpha-PS3-like. The record is from RefSeq and is a predicted model, not a curated record. Gene Ontology annotation, biological process: cell-matrix adhesion; cell-cell adhesion; integrin-mediated signaling pathway. Bases 1 to 3399 code for a protein of 1132 amino acids. Gene Ontology annotation, molecular function: integrin binding. The transcript has 5 exons. NCBI's taxonomy places the organism in Eukaryota, Metazoa, Arthropoda, Insecta, Diptera, Culicidae. Gene Ontology annotation, cellular component: external side of plasma membrane; integrin complex.